This is a messenger RNA of Triplophysa rosa, 5253 nucleotides long. RefSeq names its product polycomb protein SCMH1-like. The record is from RefSeq and is a predicted model, not a curated record. The coding region runs from base 836 to 3001 and encodes 721 amino acids. Gene Ontology annotation, molecular function: protein binding. Gene Ontology annotation, biological process: regulation of DNA-templated transcription. The transcript is spliced from 16 exons. Gene Ontology annotation, cellular component: nucleus. NCBI's taxonomy places the organism in Eukaryota, Metazoa, Chordata, Actinopteri, Cypriniformes, Nemacheilidae.
UUGUGGUAGACAAACAAACAAAUUAUGCCGAGAUAAACAAGCUUUUGCCUUCUUGACCCACUUGAUGGGGUCUUUAUCGUCUCGAGCAGUCGCGUGCAGCCCCUCCCCUCACCACGCGCUUGACACACAUACACACAAACGCGCACUACAAACAUGGCGGAUAAACACUAAACCUCACGUUUGAGAAAUUACACUAAAAUCUUUCCGCACAAGGUAAAAAGUCCCCUUACUACCGUCCGUAACAAUCGCGAAGCAGCUACGACAUCACGUCAUAACUUGAGUUGGCAAACAUUUAGAGGAAAAGGCACAACAUGUGACUCAGAGUUGCUGCACGUUAGCAUUUAGCUAAUGUUUUCUGUACACACACUAGAAGUGUAAUUUUGCCCUACGACAACUUUUGACUGAAAUGUGUGUGGUUGUAAGUUAUGACUGAGAGCAAUGUAAUUUAAAUAAGUAACGUUAAAAAAAGUCAUGCAUGUUGUGAUGCUAAGUAGCAUAUAGCAACAUAUGUUAUUCAUUGAGUAACGUAUGCAUGUACAGUAUGCCGUUUAAAAAGUUGAUUAUUUUAAACUGUCGGAUGCGCGUAAACGAUCUCUUGGGGGAUUUCCGCGUUUUAAAUGAACAAACAGCAAAUAAUAAUAUUUUGUUGGAGGUGUAAAGUUAGGAGAGAAUGAUGCGCUGCCCUGUCAUUUAUGGAGAGGGAGGGACCGUGUGUUUGGCGCUCAAAGGCGCUCUGCUUUUGAACAGAGACUUGAAAAACUGGGAGACAGGAGCCAUCUUUCAAAACAGAUAUGCGUUACUAAGGAGUAUUCAUAGAGGUUGAAUAAGGUGGACCAUGAAGAAACCUGUACCACAGAAAGCUGUUGAGUGGAAAGAUGGCAGGAGGAUCAAGCACCCUCGCAGUGGUCGCCCGUCGCGAGUGCAAUCCCAGUAUCAAGGGCAUUUUAGCUGGGAGAAGUACCUGAAAGAGACCGGAGCAAUCGCGGCACCUGCUCACUGCUUCAGACAGAGCACCACUCCUCCUGUAAAUGAGUUUAAGGCGGGUAUGAAGCUGGAAGCUCAGGACCCAAGAAACACUACAUCCACCUGCAUCGCCACUGUGGUGGGCCUGACAGGCUCUCGUCUCCGCCUGCGACUAGAUGGCAGCGACAACAAGAAUGACUUCUGGCGCCUUGUAGACUCCUCAGAAAUCCAACCCAUUGGGAGUUGCGAGAAGAACGGAGGCAUGCUGCAGCCACCACUCGGGUUUCGUCUGAAUGCCUCUUCAUGGCCCAUGUUCUUACUAAAAACACUCAAUGGAGCAGAAAUGGCGCCAGCUCGAAUCUUUCACAAGGAGGAGCCGCCAGCUCCAGAGCAAAACUCUUUUCAGGUGGGAAUGAAGCUGGAGGCAGUGGACAGGAAGAACCCUCACUUCAUCUGUCCCGCCACGGUGGGCGAGGUGCGAGGCGUGGAGGUGCUGGUCACCUUCGACGGCUGGCGAGGCGCCUUCGAUUACUACUGCCGUUACGACUCCAGAGACAUCUUCCCUGUGGGCUGGUGUGCACUUACUGGAGACAACCUUCAGCCACCAGGCACAAAAGCAUUCGGGGUACCGAAGACAUUGGGUGCACCUGGUCUGCUUCCGGAUAGUAGCGUAGAGGGGACAGGCACGCCCCCUACACCAGGCAGACCGCCACCCCAGAAAAAACGUAAACCCGGCCGCAAGAAAACCAAACUAUCCGGACCGUGGGGUCAAAAGGGAAUGAUUGGUUCCCAGAUUGGAAAAGAACUGGAAACGAUUCAAAUCCCCAAAAAGCGAGGCCCCAAACCAGGAAGCAAGCUGGGUUGGGCCAAAAGGGCCGCGUGGCUGGAGGGCGCUAUUGCUGGUCCAGGUAGACCCAGAGGCAGACUGCCAGCCAACUGGGCCCAAAAAGUACAGCUGGACCAGACAGAACCCAUCAAGAUACCAAAAAAGAGAGGACCCAAACCGGGCAGCAAGAGAAAGCCCAGAUUGAUGCCCAACCCUAUGCCCACCUCCCCAAGCAGUAGCACUCCAGAACCCGACACCAGCUCGGUUCCGCUGGACAAUGCCACCAUUCCUAGCGCCGCCCUACAGGCACCUACAGUUUGUGUGUACUUAAAUAAGUAUGGGAAGGUGGGUCCCCACCUGGACGCACGGCGAAUCCAGUCUCUGCCAGACCACUUCGGGCCAGGCCGAGCGUCGUCUGUGCUGCAACAGUGUGUUCAGGCCUGUGUGGACUGUGCACAUAACCAGAGCGUCAUCUUCUCCUGUCUCAAACCAGGCCAUGGAGGAGAGCUCAUAUCAGCCUACUUUGAGCAGCAGCACCACACUCUGGCGCUGCCGGCGGUGAACAGCGUGACAUACGUGCUGCGAUUUCUGGAGAAACUUUGUCAUAACCUGCACUGUGACCCAUUGUUUGGCAGCCAGCCUGUCCUUCUGGGAGGAGUUCACUACGACAGCAGAACUUACACAGAGAGGAGAACCUUCACAGAAAGUCUGUGCCCUGGACCUGGUCGAGGAACUAAGAGGUUUCUCCAGCCCGACCCCUACGCCAACAAUCCUAUACCGCUCAAAAUAGCCAAAACUCGCCUCUCCUCAGAAGAGCCUUUUCUGAUGGAGAAUGGGAUCGGCAGCUCAGAUGUCUUGGAGAAAACACACUUGUCUCCCGGACACAUACGUCCGCUUUCUCAGAACAGUAGCUCACCAGGACAGCUACAUCGCCUGGGAUCAACAGGUUCAGAGCGCUUCCUGAGCUCAAGAGAAAGCCCACGGCCCAGCGGGCAGGACCCCAACUUGUGGACGGUGGAGGAUGUUAUGCAGUUCAUCAGAGACAUCGACCCUCAGCUCGGACCACACGCAGACCUCUUCCGCAAACACGAAAUUGAUGGCAAAGCUCUACUCCUGCUCCGCAGUGAUGUCAUGAUGAAAUAUAUGGGGCUGAAGUUGGGUCCUGCACUCAAACUCGCCUUCCAUAUUGACAGACUGAAACAGGGCCGUUGAGUUUCUGUCACACCCUCAUCCUCUACCCCUUCCAAGCACAUUUCAAGAUGCACGGCAUGCUGGGAUCCAUAUGUCCCCCAGCAGUACUGUAGCAAGGGUCGGCAAGCUUUCGAGCUCCGGCCACAUUUAUUUUUUCUCUCCAUUCAUUUCGUAUACUUCUCGGUUUUUCUGUUAUGUCUUUAUGACCUUUAAUGUUCAUAAUUGUUCUCUUGUCAUAUUCAUGGUUAUCUAGGUAUCGUUUCAGAACAUAUCACAUGUUUGUGGCCUUGCCAAGGAAUAGACUGGAGUUGGACUGUAUAUAGGCCUUUUUAGGCCUCAAUUUUUAUGUUGUACAAUUAAUCGUAAUGUCUAUUUUUUCAGCCCACAUCAGUCAGGGUGUUUGUGGCUUAAUACUAGUUUUCAUUAAUUCACUUCAGACAAACACUAGACCACACCCGACUUUUACCUCUUGCAGAGACCAUAACCCAUCUGACAAACAGUACUUUAUAUACCAUCCAAGGUGCCGUUUAGGGGUGUAACGAUACUUCGUACUACGAUAUUAAGCGAUGCGGAUCAAAGAGAGAUGGGGAUAUUUUACGAUAUGAUGUUUAAUUGUAUUCGUUGAGCGGUCAAGACGCUACCUACUCUGCGCCAGCGCGUCACGUGUGCUUAUCUCACAUAUGCGCUAGAGAGAGAAGCACGAGACACAAUCUGUGUCUCCAAGUGGUUUACAAAGCGUCAUAUUUUCCCUCACAAUCGCAUUAUUUAUUUUCCCUCACAAUGUGUAAAACACAGCAAACUUGACGCGUGACUGCAGGCGAGUCACCCCGAAACUCAUUAGAAAGGCAGCACAAACGUGUUUAAAUGCCAAUGUUCGGUUAUCCGCUGACGUGAGCUGCUGCGUAACGUGAUAUGAACAUUAAGUACGCCAAAAGAAACCAGCGCUGUUCUGAUCAGAGAAGCGAUGAAGUGAGUCGUACUGUAGAUUAAAAGAUCAAAUGACAUGCUAAAAAUCGAACCAAGUAUGUGAUCUGCAUGAUUGAAGAAAUGUAAUACAGGUUAUGUAAUACGUCUUUUUGAAAGAUUUUUCUCGUUCAUUACUGUCUCCAGCAAAGACAGCGCAGCUUCAAAGAGACACGAGCCAAUAGCGCUUGAGCGUGAGCUCUGUCAGGGCGUUUCAUUGGUUGAAUGUACUGAACACGCCCUUCACUGAACGAACGAGUCAAAAUGAGACUGAAUGAACUGCUACAUGUCGUUCAUGGUCUAAUAUUCUCUGUUACAACAAUGCAUAUCCAGUAGUUACUGAACUUUUCUGAAAAAUAAAGGUAAUGACCUGGUUUAAUUUAAUUCUAAGGUAAAGUAAAUGAUGUCGAAACAGUUAAAUCUUUGUAUGGAACAUUUAAUUACACCAUUUAAAUUAGUUAAACCAGAUAGAUUUUAGUAGACUAAAUAUAAUGUAGAUUUUGUCGACUAAAACUAAAUUGCAUUUUAGUCAAAAGACUAUGACUAAACCUAAAUCAAAAUUGACACUGAUCUUAAUUCUAAUUUCAGUUAAGCCUUAAAAUGUUAAAAUUCUUUAUUAAGUUGUAAGUGCAACAAAAAAAGUUACUGAAAUUGUUAAUAUUUUAAAAAGUAAAUGUUAUUUGAAUUUCAGUUUCAUUUUUUAUUUUGUUCAAAAUAUCGAGAUGUGUAUCGUAUUGUGAGCUGAGUGUAUCGUUACACCCCUAGUGCCGUUACACUAGACUUCGUGUGUACAAAUUACUUCAACCCUCACAACAAAUAUGUUAACAGGAUACUUCACGUUCUGUGGCUCUUGUUUUAAUUAAAUCCUUUGAUGUUCUUUUUGUCAUACAAAAUUGCAGGCCAGACCUCGGUACAUUGGAAACUUUUUCGCUCGCCUCACACAUUUGUGUGAAUGAAAGUGAGGGGAACGCAAAGUCUAGUGUGACGACACAUUUACUGCUAUUAAACUCUGUCUGCAUUUUAUAUUGUAUUGAUGUUUACAUUGUCUCUCUUUGUUGUUUGUACUUUUGAAGUCUUUAUACAAUAUGGUUGAGUUCAUACAUCGAGAGCGUUAUACUCGAUGAGCUUCGAAUAAAAAUGAAGUGUUCUUUGCAGCUAUUUUCUGUAGGUUCUUCCACAUUUUUCAGAUCAGAUUAGUUGCUAUGCAAUCCGUAUCUUCAUAUUUUAUGUACAGGCACCAGAACUGUUCUUUGCUCGAUUAGAUUUGCUUGAUAUACUACUAUCUACCAUAAAUCACUGUUGUAUGAUAC